Messenger RNA from Paraglomus occultum, 138 nucleotides. The record is from the annotation of a GenBank genome assembly. Lineage: Eukaryota; Fungi; Glomeromycota; Glomeromycetes; Paraglomerales; Paraglomeraceae.
CAUACCGAUUCUAACUCUCAACAAGCGUCGAGUAGUACGCAUAAUCGGCCUUUCGUGGCAAAGAGAAGGUCUAAGGCAACGUUGGAUUUUAUUCUCAAUGAUCCGGAAGAGAGUGAAUACAAGAAGUCGAGGGUUUAG